AUGUCGAACCCCAAGGUCUUCUUCGAUAUCACUGCCGACGGCAACCCCCUCGGCAAGAUCGUCAUGGAGCUGCGCAAGGACGCUGCCCCCAAAACGGCCGAGAACUUCCGCGCGCUCUGCACCGGCGAAAAGGGAUUCGGAUUCCAGGGCUCUAGCUUCCACCGCGUCAUCCCCGGCUUCAUGUGCCAGGGCGGUGAUUUCACCAAGGGCAACGCAAGUCUAGAUGGCACUGGCGGCAAGUCCAUCUACGGCGAGACUUUUGCCGACGAAAACUUCACUCUGAAGCACACCGGACCUGGUAUCCUUUCCAUGGCCAACGCUGGUCCCAACACCAACGGCUCCCAGUUCUUCCUGUGCACCGCUACCACCGGCUGGUUGGACGGAAAGCACGUUGUCUUCGGCAAGGUUGUCGAGGGCAUGGAUGUCGUCCAGAAGGUUGAGACGUACGGAAGCGAAUCUGGAAAGACCUCCAAGAAGAUCGUCGUCGCCGCCUCUGGAGAGUGCUAG
Cordyceps militaris CM01 is the source of this 507-nucleotide messenger RNA. Its product is annotated as cyclophilin. The transcript is spliced from 4 exons. The record is from RefSeq and is a predicted model, not a curated record. Gene Ontology annotation, cellular component: intracellular membrane-bounded organelle. Gene Ontology annotation, biological process: protein peptidyl-prolyl isomerization; protein folding. The coding region runs from base 1 to 507 and encodes 168 amino acids. Lineage: Eukaryota; Fungi; Ascomycota; Sordariomycetes; Hypocreales; Cordycipitaceae. Gene Ontology annotation, molecular function: peptidyl-prolyl cis-trans isomerase activity.